Messenger RNA from Solanum lycopersicum (tomato), 875 nucleotides. Its product is annotated as PLAT domain-containing protein 3. NCBI's taxonomy places the organism in Eukaryota, Viridiplantae, Streptophyta, Magnoliopsida, Solanales, Solanaceae. The record is from RefSeq and is a predicted model, not a curated record. Gene Ontology annotation, molecular function: protein binding.
AACAUGUGAAAAAGGAAAACAUUAAAUUAGUUACUAAAGAUAUGAAAAAGGAAAAGAUAGUAUUCACACCCUAUAUAUAAUAUGGCCGGCCCCCACAAACAUUGAUAUAGAUCGAGUAUUACAUUACACUAAGAGAGAAACAAACAAUGGCCAUGGGAGUUGCUGCUCACUUCAAUCGUUUCUGGUUCCUUCUCUUCGUCCUCUAUUUCUCCAUCUCCCUCUCCUCCAUUUCUGGAUCUGAAGAGGAUUGUGUUUACAGUGCAUAUAUCCGAACUGGAUCAAUCAUCAAAGGUGGAACCGAUUCGAUCAUCAGUUUAACUCUCUUUGAUGAAAACGGGUACGGUAUUCGAAUAAAAAACCUGGAAGCUUGGGGUGGGCUUAUGGGCCCGGGUCACAACUAUUUUGAGAGAGGAAGUUUGGAUAUCUUCAGUGGUCGAGGUCCAUGCUUGACGGCGCCGAUCUGUAAAAUGAAUUUGACUUCCGAUGGAACAGGUUCAGGUCAUGGAUGGUACUGUAACUACGUUGAGGUCACCGUUACCGGAGUCCAUAAACAAUGCAACCAACAGUAUUUCGAAGUGGAGCAGUGGCUGGCGACCGAUGCGUCGCCUUAUCAGCUGACUGCCAUUAGAGAUCUAUGCAAGAAGAAGACGAAGAUUGAUGAGCGUCGGCCGGUUAGCGAAAUUGAAUCUACUCCACAAGUUUCUCUCAUUUAAGUCAACCGCUUUAUUGGCCCCCAACACUUUCCUAUUUUAUCCUUGUGAGUGUGAAGUUUAUCAGGGACAAGAAUGGUAUUUGACCAAAUGCCAUUGUUGCACUCUGAUUAUUGUAUGGUGGAAUAAUAAAUUUGACUUUUUUCUGCUUUUACAUUUCUAUAA